AUGGAUCGCAACUCGCUUUCAACGCAACUCCAGUCCAACUCAAGUCAGACCAAGUGUUUGAUCCAAUCGUUGUCUGACCAGUCAUUGAGUGGUAACCGUCAGAGCAAUCGCUUCAAUGGCAGCCGUCGUCGUCAUAACGAAGCCAUUCAUAAGAAUGUCACUCAAAGCACUCAAUCGGGCCGUCAGUCGUCCGCCCAAUGGAGAAGUGGUCGCUCCCGAGGCUCCGGUUCUGUGGCCGGUGUUGUCGACUGUGAUUUCUGGUCGGAUCACCUGAACGGUGACUCUACCGCACCAUUGAGUGAGAAAUUGGAUAAUAAGAAGACUUAUGGCUCAAAGAAACACAAUUUGAAUCAUUUGCUGAACUUUACGUUCGACUCGAGAGAUCAGAUCAGAUCCGGUGAUCAUCAAAGGGGUGGUCACCAGAGGAGAGGCCAUCACAGAGGCUAUAAUAAGGAGCACUUUCUUCAGGCCAACUGUCAGUUUGUGGUCAACGAUCUGAACGACUACUCAAUACAUCUGUCAAAUCCGGACACAAGUGUGGACUGGAAUUCGGUCGAAGAGAUCCGAUUCAACAGUUUAACCGCUGAGACCUAUUGUCCCAUUUGUUUGGACAGUCCGGUGGCCCCGAAGAUGACCCGUUGCGGGCACAUCUUCUGCUGGUCGUGUGCUUUGCAUUACUUGGCUCUAAGUGACCAGAAAUGGCGCAAAUGUCCCAUUUGUUUCGAUUGGAUCCAAUCCGAAGACUUGAGAACCGUUUCGUCUAUCAAUAAAAUCGACUACAAAAUCGGGGACUUUAUUACACUCUCACUAAUGAAGCGCAAGAAGGGCUCAACCGUCACGAGUCCCGCCAUUCUCUACGAUGUGAACCACAACUCGUUUGAGCCCUUAGACGGCGAUCCAGUGAUCAGCUCUUAUCGCAAAAUACUGAUCGCAUCACCGAAUCAAGUGUUGGAUCAGAUCAUUGAACGCGAGAGACAACAACUCUUGAAUCAAAUGAUUGUAGACAAAGACACGCCUGAAGUGUGCUUUAUUGAGAACGCUUUGGAUCAGCUGAAAGUCAGAGAAGAUAUGGUUCAACAGAGAUGUCAACUCAAUACUAUUGACGGCAGUUCUGCAGACACUGGUGUCGGCGAAGACAAUGUGGACAACCGUUCGGACGACGAUUACUAUUACUUCUAUCAGUCAGAAGACGGACAACACAUAUAUUUGCAUUCACUGAACGUUCGUAUACUGAAGCAAGAGUUCGGUUCUCUGGAGAGCUGUCCGCAUAAGAUAUGCGCCAAAAUAGUGGAAACAGAGUGGGAGUCCAUGUCUGAAGAGUUGCGAAAACGGCACCGAUAUCUGCAACACUUGCCGCUCACGUGUGAGUUCCGUAUCGUUGAACUUGAGUUCAAUAAUGAGCUCAUAUCGGAGGCCACACUCGAGCUCUUCCGCGCGGAAGUGAUGAAUAGACAACGGAUGCGAUCGAAACGAGCGCGAGAGGAGCGCCGACGCGAACGCCAUAUUCAGGUCGAGCAGAAUAAACGCAUUCACGGCAUAUAUCCUCGACCUAAGUAUAUGUUGGAUAAUAUGGAUCAGUUCCCCGUCUGCUCCCAAACACCCGACGCUCUCAAUCCAAACUCGGCCUUCAAUUUGUCGGAAUCGUCAACCGUUGAGGACGCGUCGCUUCAACCCAAUUACGGCACGAGUCCGGCCGCUGAACCCGAGUUUCCGUCCUUCGCAACAAUGCUUCGCGAAGGGAAGCAAAACUUCGCCCAAACAAUGACCGCAUCAAAGAAGGCAACCGUUAAUAGCAAAGAUUUGGCGACCAAUGAGUCGGACGACGAGUAUCAACGUCUGCCGACUGCACACUAUUCACUAAGCGAUGCGUUUGCGGCGGCCCUACAACUCCAACUCAGUACUGAUCCUCAAAACGAUGGCAAUAAAAAGGGUUCAAAGAAGAAGAAGAAUAAACCAAAGCUUUUGUUGAGCACUGGAAUGAAUCGCAAGUAUUAG
Medioppia subpectinata is the source of this 1995-nucleotide messenger RNA. The record is from the annotation of a GenBank genome assembly. NCBI's taxonomy places the organism in Eukaryota, Metazoa, Arthropoda, Arachnida, Sarcoptiformes, Oppiidae.